GGCGUGGCCGCCGAGCUGUAGGUGCUGCAGCCGGGUCGCGACAGGUGCGCUGGGCAGAGCGCAGGGACGGUGGCCGUGCAACGCCGAGCGCCGACGGCUUUCUAGUCUGGUAUUUUAGAGUCUGUAGACAAGAUGGAAUCAACUCCAUUUAAUAGACGACAGUGGACUUCCCUGUCAUUGAGAGUAACGGCCAAAGAACUUUCUCUUGUCAACAAGAAUAAGUCAUCGGCGAUUGUGGAAAUAUUCUCCAAGUACCAGAAAGCAGCUGAGGAGUCAAACACGGAAAAGAAGAGAAAUAACACGGAGAAUCUCCCCCAGCACUUCAGAAGAGGGACCCUGUCUGUGUUAAAGAAGAAGUGGGAGAACCCGGCGGUCGGGACAGAGUCCCACAUAGACACCCUGCCAAACAGCAGCCGUGAGGUCGGGCACAGUGUGGACCACCCUCCCGCCCAAGUGACGGAGGGCUCUGCUGCUGGACCCAGGGCAGACCAGGAAGAGCAGACCCAGCCCAAACCUAGAUUUGGAUCUCGUCAGGAAGCCGUUACUCAGUGUCGGUAUCCCGGCUCAGAGGACAGCCUGGAUCUUAAAGCCCAGGCCACGGAAAGUCAAAACAUGGAAAAUUGUCUGGGAGAUUCCAGGCAUGAAGUGGAGAAAUCUGAAAUGAGUGAAAACACAGAAGCUUCGGGCAAAAUAGAGAAAUACAAUGUUCCACUGAACAGACUAAAGAUGAUGUUUGAGAAAGGCGAACACACUCAAACCAAGAAUGAGUUGAAAGCCAGUGGUGGUGAGAUCAAGACUCAUAAACUGGAACAAAAGGAGAAUGUGCCCCCAGGACCUGAGGUCUGCAUCUCCCAUCAGGAAGGAAGAAAGGUUUCUGCAACUGAGAAUAGCCUGGUGGCCCAUUCUAGCCCUGCGGAAGAUGAUGCUUGUGACCCCCAGGUGAAGAGUGGGGCCCAGCAGCCUGUGCACCCGAAGCCACUGAGUCCUGAUGCCAGAACCUCCAGUCUUCCGGAAAGUUCUCCUUCCAAAACAGUGAAGAAGUUUCAGGCACCUGCCAAAGAGAUCUGUGUGGAGUGUCAGAAGACCGUGUACCCCAUGGAGCGUCUCCUGGCCAACCAGCAGGUGUUUCACAUCAGCUGUUUCCGCUGCUCCUACUGUAACAACAAGCUUAGUCUAGGAACAUACGCAUCGUUACAUGGAAGAAUCUAUUGUAAGCCUCACUUCAAUCAACUCUUUAAGUCUAAGGGCAAUUAUGACGAAGGCUUUGGGCACAGACCACAUAAGGAUCUUUGGGCAAGCAAAAGUGAACAUGAAGAAAACCUAGAGAGACCAGCCCAGCCUCCAAAUGCAGGGGAGACCCCCCAUAGCCCCGGGGUAGAAGAUGCCCCCAUCGCCAAGGUGGGCGUCCUGGCUGCAAGUAUGGAAGCCAAGGCCUCUUCUCAGAGGGAGAAGGAAGAUAAGCCAGCUGAGACCAAGAAGCUGAGGAUCGCCUGGCCGCCCCCAGCCGAGCUUGGCAGUUCGGGAAGUACCAUGGAGGAAGGGUUCAAAGUCUCUAAGCCCAAGUGGCCUCCUGAGGACGAAACCAGCAAGACAGAAGCUCCUGAGGAUGUAGAUCUGGACCUGAAGAAGCUGAGGCGAUCUUCUUCGCUGAAGGAGAGGAGCCGCCCGUUCACUGUAGCGGCUUCAUUUCGAACCUCUUCCACCAAGAGCCCCAAGAUGACGUCACCUCUCAGGAAAGGGUGGAGCAUGUCGGAGCAGAGUGAGGAGUUUGGAGGAGGGAUAGUAACGGAAAGAAAACUAAUGGAGGAUGCCAAAGCCUCUGGGAAGAAUGGGAGUGUGGGAAAAUCACACAGGCAGAGCAAGGGUUCCACCAGUGAUGAAGCCGUGAGGAGGAGCAAGGACAUUCACAGUUUGGAGCUGGAGAGUGAGAAUUUCAUAGAAAAUGGAGCAGACGUAGAUGAAGAUGAUAGCAAUGACCGCGUGCAGCAGUCUCCACUAGAACCCAAGUCUCCAAGCUGGUCUGGCUUUGUAGACACCACUCCUACUGAAGAAUUCACUACCCAGAGUCAAAAAUCUCAAGAUGUCGGGUUCUGGGAGGGGGACGUGGUCAGAGAGCUGUCUGUAGAGGAGCAGAUCAAGAGAAACCGGUACUAUGACGAGGAUGAGGAUGAAGAGUGACCGACGGCUGCCGUGGUGUGGGCCAUCAACUCCUGUCAAUGCUAGCUUGUCACUGCCCUUUAUCAAGUGGUGCCCAGAGACAGGCACCUCAGCACCAACUGUCAUUUAUGUGGGAGCAACAUUAGAAAUGAAUUCCUGCUACCAAAACAGAAAACAAGCAAAAGAGAAUCAAUUCUAAGUGCAUUAUUGAAACUCCAUUUUAAGCCUUGUGUGGUGGCGCACACCUUUAAUCCCAGCACCUGGGAGGCAGAGACAGCAGAUCUCUGAGUUUGAGGCCAGCCUGGUCUACAGAGUGAGUUCCAGGACAGCCAAGGCCACACAGAGAAACCCUGUCUCGAAAAACCAAAAAAAAAAAAAAAAAAAAAAAAAAAGAAAGAAAGAAAGAGAAAGAAACUCCAUUUUAGCAGCGAAGAUAUGCAUAAGUGCUAAGCAGGGGAUUUUCUCAGUGAUGUAGCCAGCGUCCACUGUAUUCCCAAAAGUCAAUAUUAAAGUGUCUAGACAGUUAGUGGCACAUUUUCACACUACAAAUACCAUUGUGGAAUUGGAAACAAACAAAACAGAUUUAGGUGCCUACAUAUCAUGGCCAGAAGCACUUUAGUAUAAAGGGCGCAAUAUAGAUAUUUUUACCAAUUUCAUUUUUUAGUACUCAACUGUUAAAUCAAAUAUUUUUAAUCUUUCAAAAAUUUUUACGAAUUUUCUCCCUCUAGUAGAUACAGGAAACUUCCUGCUUUGCAUCCCACAUAGUCUAUGCAUUUUUAAUUAUUGAGGUAUAAUACAGCAACCUUUGGCCCAGUGAGACGGCUCACAGAAGUAAAGGCGAUUGCCACAUGAACCUGACUGCCUGAGUUCGAUUCCAGAACUCGCAUAAAGGUGAGAGAAUUGAGUCCACAAAGUUAUUCUCUAACAAGUGUGCUCUGUGGCACACAUGCCCACCCACCAAAAAUAAUAAUCAACAAUAAAGAAAUAAGCCACCCUCCCGAAUUACCUUUGGGACUAUGUGCUCUGGUGCUUGGAGACCCGCUGUACCCAAAUAAACUGCAGCAUUUGCCAGUGUGUUUAUCUGACCUCUACGUGAUUGCCUCCUCUUUUUGGUGGCUUCUCACACUUUACUGAAAGCUGCAGUGUUUUCAUAAGACUUUUUGGAUCAGGGUUUCCCAUGCUCCCUGUGGAGCAAAAUGAAGACUCCAAAGGAGAAAUAACAAGAGGGACCACCAGAGCUCAGAUCUCCACAGACACCCUGAGGCAAAUCUUGUUAAUACCGAUCAGCUCUGAAAUGUGUUGGCUUUUAUGGCAGAUGCUAUUUCCAGGGUUAAGUUAAAUCAGUUUUAGGUCUGUCUUCUUAGAUGGUGCCCUAGUGUGAUUCUCUGUAGGUGUUGGUGUGAUAGAAGACUGGGCAGA
This is a messenger RNA of Peromyscus eremicus (cactus mouse), 3576 nucleotides long. It is a transcript of the gene Lima1, whose product is annotated as LIM domain and actin binding 1. The record is from RefSeq and is a predicted model, not a curated record. Gene Ontology annotation, cellular component: plasma membrane; actin cytoskeleton. Lineage: Eukaryota; Metazoa; Chordata; Mammalia; Rodentia; Cricetidae. The transcript is spliced from 9 exons. Bases 133 to 2178 code for a protein of 681 amino acids. Gene Ontology annotation, molecular function: actin filament binding. Gene Ontology annotation, biological process: actin filament bundle assembly.